UCCCACUUUCGAUUUUAUCUGUUUACAUAUGUUUUCACGAGAAUCAGCGCUCGAGUUUAAUCGAUAGGUGCAAAAAUAAGCAUAUCGGGAGGUUUUGCGGUGGUUACAUAUUGCACAGCGUGAACUUUGUUAGACAGGACCACCCAAUUAUCAGAUGGAUGUCGCUAAAUCUCUUUUUGGAUCUCGCGACCACGAAGGGUAUGUUGGCAAAGAGGAACAUAUGAAAAAGCUAGAGUCGGCCAACUCCGAAGACGAUGGCGAGCUGGUUGACAUGGCGGAAGGCUUGCACAUUUCGGAAGCUUUGCGGCCAACAGCGGGCGGACCAUUCUCCGCGAUGACACCCUCGAUGUGGCCCCAGGACAUACUGACCAAGCUUGGGCAGCCGGAACGUGAUGAGCCACCCAAUCAUCAGCCGGAUUAUCGAUUCGAUGAGUUUGGCUUUCGGGUAGAGGAAGAAGAUGGUCCCGAGCAGAGUUCCAACAAGCUGUUGAGCAUUCCUUUCAUGGAGGAUCCAGCCCAGAGACUGCAGUGGGUCGCACACUUGGAAUUCUCGCAUAAUAAGGAAGCCACCGAGCUGACGUGGGAGAGUGUCGAUGUGGUUUUGCCACGAACGGAAAAACUGCGAAACAUGGUUCGCGCGGGAAUUCCCCAUUCGCUCCGUCCCCAGAUGUGGAUGCGCCUGUCGGGGGCGCUCCAGAAGAAACUUAAAUCGGAGACGUCGUACCAGGAUAUUGUGAAGGUUUCGUCGAACGAUGCUCUGAUGACCUCCAAGCAAAUAGAGAAAGAUUUGCUCAGAAUCAUGCCGACAAAUGCUUGUUUUAGCUCGCUAAACAGCACGGGAGUGCCCAGGUUGCGUCGGAUCCUGCGUGGUAUAGCCUGGCUCUACCCGGACAUUGGGUAUUGCCAGGGAACGGGUGUCAUAGCCGCUUCGCUGCUGUUACUGCUUGAGGAAGAGGAUGCCUUCUGGAUGAUGGCUACCAUCGUGGAGGAUUUGCUUCCGGCAUCAUAUUUUUCGUCAACACUGCUGGGCAUUCAGGCCGACCAGCGGGUGAUGCAAACGCUGAUCGGAAAUUAUCUAACCGUGGUGGAUGAAACACUUAAAAGUCACGACAUUGAACUCUCGCUCAUCACGCUCCACUGGUUUUUGACCUUGUUUGCUAGUGUGGUGCACAUGAAGAUUUUGCUAAGGAUCUGGGAUUGGUUCUUUUACGACGGAUCAAUCGUGUUGUUUCAGCUAACCCUGGGGCUGCUCAAAAUUAAAGAACCCUCUCUACAGAAUCUCGAAAACUCUGCUCAAAUUUUCAACUCGCUUUCGGAUAUUCCCGGAGACAUCGACGAUGUGGAGUAUCUGUUCUCCAUGUCGAUGGACGUGGGUGGAUCGUUAUCCCCCAUGGUCAUUGAGACGCACCGCCGGCGACAUUUGGCAUACCUUAUGGCGGACCAGGGCGGUUUGGUGGGCAACCCAGAGGCGACAUCGAACCUGCCCAAGCAACAUUUGGCCCGGCGACAGGUUAAGAAAUCGAAAUCGAUGCUCCAAAUGAUCCUGUUCGGUGGCGAUGAAGGAGACGAUGAGUUGAAGAAUAAAAACAUUAGGCAGACUGAAAUUUUGGUGGAUCUGCGGGAAGCCAUCCUGAAGGUGGCGAGACACUUUUUGGCGAUCGAACCGAAGCUCGGGGCUCACAUUAAAUUGGUGGCGGAUUACGGCAUGGAUAGUCACGCGAAGGAUCACGAUAACUAUAUCAACGUGUCGCGAACGAGAAGCCGGAGAGCAAAGGCAUUGCACGACUUCGAACGGCAUGACGACGAUGAGCUGGGCUUCAGGAAGAACGACAUCAUAACGAUUAUCAGUCAGAAGGAUGAGCACUGCUGGGUGGGUGAACUGAACGGGUUGCGCGGGUGGUUUCCGGCUAAGUUUGUGGAAUUGCUGGACGAGAGAAGCAAACAGUAUAGCUGCGCUGGAGAUGACGCUAUCUCGGAGACGGUUACGGAUUUGGUACGCGGAACGUUGGCACCAACUGUCAAACAGGUGCUUGAGCAUGGCAUGAAGCGCCCAUCAUUCCUGGGGGGACCAUGCCACCCGUGGCUUUUCAUCGAGGAAGCUGCAACGCGCGAGGUAGAAAAGGACUUCGAAUCCGUCUACUCGCGGUUGGUGCUCUGCAAAACAUAUCGACUAGAUGAAGACGGAAAGGUGCUUACGCCGGAAGAGCUUUUAUAUCGCUGCGUUCAAGCGGUCAACCAAAGCCACGAUGCGGCCCAUGCCCAAAUGGAUGUGAAACUGCGCUCACUGAUCUGUUUGGGACUCAACGAACAGGUGUUGCAUCUGUGGAUGGAAGUGCUAUGCAGCUGUACCGAGAUUGUGCAGAAGUGGUACCAGCCCUGGAGUUUCGUGUACUCGCCUGGCUGGGUGCAAAUCAAGUGCGAGCUGCGACUGCUAUCGCAGUUUGCCUUUAAUCUUAACCCCGACUGGGAACUGCCGGCAAAGCGGGAAGCGAUCCAAAGUCAACCACUGAAAGAUGGCGUCCGGGAUAUGCUAGUGAAGCAUCAUCUUUUCUCGUGGGAUUUGUAGGGCGGAGUGUAGAUAGGAAAUAUUAUUUUCGGAAGAAAUCAAACAUUUUAUUUAUUCGAUAGAGCACGUUGUUUUGUUGUUCUAAUAUUUUUUUUUGUAAUUCUGUACAAACCACAGCAGAUGAAGACGAGUAAUUUUAUGUCAAGCACCUUAAUGUUUAUUGAAAUUGCACAGCAAGAGUCUCUGUGUUUAUAUUUAUGUAAAUCUCCUCAAAUGUUGGCCAUUCUCGCACGUGCCGCUAACAGUAUUAAUUGUAACUGAAAAGUUUCUUUGACUUAGUUGUCUCCAAGACCGAGUACCACGUAAAAUUACAUUUAUUUCAAAUUUAGUGUUGAUUAAUAUUCUUUCGAAUUCUAUGACUAGAUGGAUUACUGACCCUACUGUAUUUUAUUAUACUCAGACAUUGUGCUUGCUAGAAAAUGUUCAAAUAUUCUAAUAAAUGUGCAAAACGAAACCCAAAUGCAAGAA
Molecule: messenger RNA, 3034 nt
Organism: Toxorhynchites rutilus septentrionalis
Lineage: Eukaryota; Metazoa; Arthropoda; Insecta; Diptera; Culicidae
Product: small G protein signaling modulator 3 homolog
Exons: 4
Coding region: 155-2566 (803 amino acids)
Molecular function (GO): protein binding
Source: RefSeq, a predicted model, not a curated record